AUGAAGGUCUCUGCAGCACUUCUGUGUCUGCUACUCACAGCAGCUGCCUUCAGCACCCAGGUGCUGGCUCAGCCAAAUUCAGUUUCCAUCCCAAUCACUUGCUGCUUUAUUGUGAUCAGUAAGAAGAUCCCCUUCAAGAAGCUGGACAGCUACACAAGAAUCACCAACAGCUGGUGUCCCCAGGAAGCUGUGAUCUUCAGAACCAAACUGGCCAAGGACAUCGGUGAACCCAAGGAGAAAUGGGUCUGGAAUUACAUGAAACACCUGGGUCAGAAACCUCACACCCUGAAGACUUGGACUCUUUCGGCCACACUAAGACCAAGCCAGAGGCUGAGAAAUGAUUCUUCUCCCCCAGGCUUCCUGUCUCUAUCCUGGACUAAAUUGACCUGAAUUUUCAAAUAGAGUGCUUUCUGUUUCCUGAUGCAAAAUAUACUAUGUCUUACGUAAUAUUUAGUCUAUUAUUUGAAUUGUGGCUGGUUGGGGAGUUAUUUUGAAUAUUGGUGAUCUCUUUUUUUAAAGCAAGACCUUGAGCCACUUGGUUCCCGUCAUGAGCCCCAGUUCCCUCUCCUGUAAGCUGUGGGCAGUGGGUCUUUCUCCUGCCCAACUCCCCAGGGGUGAUGAGCAUGCCUAUGAGAGCCAUGGCGAUGAAGGGCUACUGCAAUCUAGGGAGGACAGCGCCUGGUGAACGUGAGGUGUUGCUAAAUGUGUUAUUAUGGAAACAUGAAUGCAACUGUAGGAUGGCUGAC
Messenger RNA from Orcinus orca (killer whale), 746 nucleotides. Its product is annotated as C-C motif chemokine 8-like. Gene Ontology annotation, molecular function: chemokine activity; CCR chemokine receptor binding. NCBI's taxonomy places the organism in Eukaryota, Metazoa, Chordata, Mammalia, Artiodactyla, Delphinidae. Gene Ontology annotation, biological process: monocyte chemotaxis; chemokine-mediated signaling pathway; positive regulation of ERK1 and ERK2 cascade. Gene Ontology annotation, cellular component: extracellular region. The record is from RefSeq and is a predicted model, not a curated record.